AUGACUAAAUACGCAUAUGUCAUCAAACUUGGUGCCAAGUUCACAUAUGUCGUAGAACUUGGUGGCCAAGAUUAUAAUAUCCUUUGCCCUCAAUGUCAUUUUGCUGUCAACGUCCAUUCUUCUUCUUUAGGUGUUUCCGUUGCUGCUGUUAAAUGUGUUGAUAUUAGCCAUUCAAUUUCACUCCAACAAGAAGCACAAAUCUUGACAACUCUCAAAGGUUGUCCAUACGUUGUUCAAUUCAGCACCGACAAUGAUAAUAUUCCAACUUACAAUUUGUUUCUUGAAUAUGCAUCUGAUGGAUCACUACACGAUUUGAUAAUCAAUUCCAAGAGAGAAAUGAUAAAGAUGUCAGAAUUGGAAGUAGGUUUCGAUGCAUAUCAACUCUUGAAGGGUAUUCAACACGUUCAUAACAAAGGGUGGGUUCGUUGUGAUAUUAAACCUGCUAAUGUUUUGGUUUUCGAUAAUGCUGAACGUGGUGAGAUGCACAAGUUGAAGUUGGCCGACUUUGGAUUGUCGUUGAGAAUUGCUGAAGGAAUGGCAUAUAUGACUGGAAAAACGUUGAGAAAUCGAGGGACUCUACUUUACGCGCCCCCAGAAUCUUUGACCAGUGGUUUUCAUGCCAUACCUUAUGAUAUAUGGUCGCUAGGGUGCACUAUGGCAGAGAUGAUGACUGGGAAUCGAUUUUGGAUUCAUUGUGACAAAAAAGAUUCACAGUGGAAGAUUAUGAAUGAUGAAGACCCUGAGAUUCCAAGUUAUGUUUCUGAGAUAGCUAGAGAUUUUUUACACUAG
This is a messenger RNA of Solanum dulcamara, 789 nucleotides long. RefSeq names its product mitogen-activated protein kinase kinase kinase 20-like. NCBI's taxonomy places the organism in Eukaryota, Viridiplantae, Streptophyta, Magnoliopsida, Solanales, Solanaceae. The coding region runs from base 1 to 789 and encodes 262 amino acids. Gene Ontology annotation, biological process: protein phosphorylation. Gene Ontology annotation, molecular function: ATP binding; protein kinase activity. The record is from RefSeq and is a predicted model, not a curated record. The transcript has 2 exons.